AUGCAGAUUACAGUGUACACACCAACGGCUAUACGGGCCGGAAUUCUCCUCACAAACAACACAAACCUCUAUCUCGAGGCUCAAGAGAACGCUCGUCUUCUCUCUGCUAUGGCUGGACCUCCUGUUCGCUCAGCGUUCAAUGCGAAGGCCCGUCAAUCCUUAGCGGGAUCAAGAAAGAAAGGCAAAGCGAAGAAUAGUGUAGCUAAAGCAGAAGAACCUCAACCCAACUCAAAUGCCGACAUCCUUAUCCCUAAGAGCAAAGAGGAGAAGCAUAAUGAUCGGAAGGAAAAGCUUUUACAAGAGCUCGCUGCACAGAGCGAGCUGAAUUGGAACACAAAGAAGAAGAAAAGACUCGAGAAAUACAUCGAUAAGAAGCUGAAGAAGGAGGAGAGGGUCCUCAUUUUCGAGAAACUUGCCAAGACGCAGGCCUCUCUAUCUUCAUCACUACUUCAAUCCUCGUCCACUCUUGGAACGGGAAAGGCUUUGACACACAAAGAACUCCAAGAAAAGGCCGAAGAUAGCCUCGUGAAGAAAUCCCUCCUCGGUCAACCCGGCAAGCGGAAACGACAUCAAGAUGUCUUCGAUAUUCAGGAGGCCGACGAUGAAGAUGAGGAACUCUCGCCGGAUGAAGAUGACGAAGUGCCGGACCAUCAUAAUGUCGAUUCCACUCCACUCGAAUUGCCUUCGGAAACAUCGGUUGUCAUUGACGAAUCCCCAUCUCUACCGCCUGCGAAAAGUGCCGCCACAGUAGGCAGUGCAUUGCAGAGAAAUCUAGAUGGAAGCACAGUUGCGCCUAAAGUUCGACCAAGGACCAAGGGGAUGCAGACUCAGCGGGGCUGGGGCAAAAAGACUCCAGUCGAAGUGCAGCCCGAUUCCGAUACGUCAUUCGACAGCUCGGAUUCUGAGAACGAUCCAGCAGAGCAAGCAGAAGGGUCUUCACUGGAUCCGGGUUCUGAAGAUAAUGAAGAUGACGAAAUGCAGAUUGACGAUUCCAAAGCUGAUUCGGACUCCCUGCACCCUGUCAAGAAGAAAUCUCUUGGAUUCAAGGACUGGGCCAUCAAACAACUCAGUGUCGCAAAAGGUUAUGAUCUUGCAAAACCCACAGACGAAACGUCCGUCGUUGAAACACCUCGUCAACCUCCUCGAAAAAGGCAGAAGGUCGAUGACGAUGGAAUUAAGCACGGACCUUUGGGAGAGGAGUUGCAGCUACCAUCAACAUCAUUUUCGAAACACCUGCUGGACUCCGGGAAGAAAAGUGGCCCAGGCGCUUACUCCAAAGCCGUCGAGGUCAAACGACCUGCGGAUGUCGAGGAGGCAAGGAUUCUCCUCCCUAUUGUCACAGAAGAACAGCCAAUCAUGGAGGCGAUCCUGCUGAACCCUGUCAUCAUUAUUUGUGGGGAAACGGGCAGUGGAAAAACUACCCAGGUCCCUCAAUUCCUCUAUGAAGCCGGUUUUGGAACCCCUGGGAGUGGUAAUCCUGGCAUGAUUGGAAUUACCCAACCACGACGGGUUGCUGCUAUGUCAAUGGCUGCUCGUGUUGCUCACGAGCUCUCAUUAACUUCGUCCCGCGUGUCUUAUCAAAUACGUUACGAUGCGACUGUCUCUCCCGAAACAUCUAUCAAGUUUAUGACCGAUGGUGUUUUGCUGAGAGAGUUAGCCACAGAUUUUUUGUUGACGAAAUACUCCAUCAUCAUCAUCGACGAAGCGCAUGAAAGAAGUAUCAAUACAGACAUUCUUAUUGGUGUUCUCAGUCGCGUCAUCAAACUUCGAGAAGAGCUGUGGAAUAAAGGAAAAGAUGGCAUUAAACCUCUACGACUCAUUAUCAUGUCCGCCACCCUUCGCGUUAGUGAUUUUGCAGAAAAUAAGACGUUAUUCGCCUCCCCUCCGCCCGUCAUUCACGUCGCUGCCCGUCAACACCCUGUGACGAUCCAUUUUAGUCGUCGCACCCAUCCGGACUACGUCACCCAAGCUGUUAAAAAGACAGUCAAAAUUCACACCUGCCUACCUCCAGGCGGAAUUCUAAUAUUUUUAACUGGCCAAAAUGAAAUUACGGGGGUGUGCAAGAGGCUGGAGGCAAAAUUCGGCAAUCGAGCUAUUAGUGAGAAGAAGCGAAGGAGAAACGCGUCUCAAUCGUGGUCAAGUGCACCGCAAGGAGAUCUGGAUAGCUCUGGAGCACUGAUCGGUGCGGUAUUGGCAUUUCAAGCUGAUGUUGAAGUCGAAGAAAUCGACCUUGACACAACUGGGCAAAAUGACCCGACUUUCGGUGUUGAUGAAAGCCUUUCCGGGGACGAAGACUCUGAAGCCCUGGACAGCGACGGUGAGAAUCAAUUAGAGGAAGAGCUUAGACUCGACGAUGACUCGGAUGUGCCGAUGCAUGUCGUUCCCUUGUAUUCCCUGUUGCCCAGCGAGAAGCAAAUGCAGGUGUUUCAACAGCCGCCGUCCGGAAGUCGUCUGGUCGUGGUCUCGACUAAUGUAGCAGAGACCUCGUUAACAAUCCCUGGCAUCCGUUACGUCGUCGAUUGUGGGCGAGCAAAGGAGAGACAUUACGACGCCGUGAACGGUAUUCAAAGAUUCCAAAUUUCGUGGGUGUCCAAAGCCUCGGCUGCCCAGCGUGCGGGCCGUGCGGGUCGGAUAGGACCUGGCCACUGCUACAGACUCUAUUCCUCAGCCCUUUUCGAGCAUCACUUUGAAAAUUUCUCCACCCCCGAGAUACAGCGUAUGCCCAUCGAUGGAAUCGUUCUACAGAUGAAGAGCAUGCAUAUAGACGCAGUUGUCAAUUUUCCUUUUCCGACGCCGCCAGAUCGUUCAGCUCUUCACAAAGCAGAGAAAUGUUUGGUCGUGCUAGGCGCACUCUCACCUCUCCCGACGUCGACAGAAAGACAGAUAACUGAUCUAGGAAGGGCCAUGUCUCUAUUCCCUUUGUCUCCUCGAUUCUCAAGGAUGCUUGUGACUGGACAGCAGCACGGAUGCUUGCCAUACAUCAUUUGCAUUGUAUCCGCCCUUUCUGUUGGUGAUCCCUUCGUCUACGAGGAAGCUCUUGAUCAAGAGAGCGAUCGCGAAGAGUCCGACGUACCUAUCACGUUCGCUUUGAGCAGUGAAGCAACCAUUGCCAAAGAACGACGUCGCCUUCUUCGAAAGGCGUUCUUCCAGUCGCAGCAUACUCAUGCAUCCUUGGGCAAAUACACGAGCGACAUGUUCAGGGUUUUGUCUGUCGUUGGUGCCUACGAAUAUGCCGGUGGUGGUCAGAAGUUCUGCGCGGAACAGUUUGUUCGACCGAAGGCUAUGGAGGAGAUCCAUAAACUUAGAGCUCAGAUCAGCAACAUUGUUCAUGCAAACUUUCCAACUACAGAUCCGAACUUUAUUCCUCGCCUCCCACCUCCAAACGAUCGACAGUUGAAAGCUUUGCGACAGAUCUUGACUGCUGGAUUCCUUGACCAGGUGGCUAUUAGAAAAGAUCUGGUCGACAGCAGCGAGGCUUCGGGCAACAAAUACGCUACUUCAAAGGGCGUUGCAUAUCGGGCUCUUGGGGUCUCUGAGGACGUGUACAUCCAUCCGUCCUCGAUAUUGUUCAACUCCUCCCCGCCGGACUACCUGGUAUAUCACGAAAUUGUUCGCACUACUCGAAUAUUUCUGAAAGGUCUGACUGUCAUCAACGCGGCUUGGCUGUCAUCCUUGGGAGGGAACACACUCUGCACAUUUUCAAAACCAAUCAAAAAUAAUGUUGGCACAUUGAUGACGAUACCCCGGUUUGGACCUGAGGGCUGGGAAUUGCCAGCAGUAAAAGCUUCAGCGGAUAUGAUAUAG
This is a messenger RNA of Cyclocybe aegerita, 3804 nucleotides long. The record is from the annotation of a GenBank genome assembly. Lineage: Eukaryota; Fungi; Basidiomycota; Agaricomycetes; Agaricales; Hemipholiotaceae.